ACGCUCUUCCCGAUUCCCCGCACAGUCAGAAGAGUGUCGCUGCACCAUUCGAUUGGUCGUUGUGUCCUCGAAAUUUUCAUGUUAAUAACGAUUUUUCCAUUCGGCAAUUAGUGAUCAGUGAUUAACCGGCAGCUCAAGAGAUAUCCUCGUUGUGCUUAUCGAAUAAUCAACUGUCGCCCGAGUCUCUGAGGAAGUGAAUGGGGAAGUGCUGGGGUCGUCCUCGGGGGUGCUCGUCCAGGGGAGGAUUUUCGUCGUAGGAGUGAUAAUCGAGAAAGUAUCGGAGAAGCGAAAUAUGUCUCGUGGCCGCAUCAGUCGCAGCGCUAACCGGUUGCAAGAUCUUAAAAUAGUUUCUCCGGCGUAGGUAACUGGGAAUAUAACGUGAGAAAACCUCAAGUUGGAUUUUAACGAGGGUAUUCAAUAGUAUCAGGACACGAUGACGUGGUCCCGAGUGAUGACUCUAGUGGGAAUCACGGCGAUUCUCAUUCUCUCAACAACAAGGUUUACCUAUGCCUGUAAUGAAGCCAUUUGCGCCAGUGUCGUGAGCAAGUGCAUGCUUACUCAAAGCUGUAAAUGCGAUCUUGUCACGUGCACGUGUUGCAAGGAGUGUUUCUCGUGUUUGUCUUAUCUGUACGAUGAGUGCUGCUCAUGUGUUGAUUUAUGUCCGAAGCCUAACAUAACGGACAACCCAUUGAGUAAGAAAUCCCACGUCGAGGACUUCAGCGAACCCGUCCCGGGGCUUUUUCAGGCACUUACGGCCGAGCCUGAUUCGCACGAAAGGUGGAUAACAUUUACGUAUCCCGUGGAUUUUGAUGUUUCAAUGUACCAACCGAAGAACGACAAAGAGAUUAAAUAUCACAUGCAAACCGUCGAGGAAGUGCAUCACCCUCUUAAACCAAACAUAAUGACAGUAAACUGCACCGUGGCCUAUAUGGCUCAAUGUAACUCAUGGAACAAGUGUCGUGCAUCAUGUCAAAGCAUGGGGGCAACGAGUUACAGGUGGUUCCACGACGGUUGCUGUGAGUGCAUCGGUGACACGUGUAUAAACUACGGAAUUAAUGAAUCAAGAUGCAUUCACUGUCCCGCCGACAAGGAGGAGGACGAAUUAAAAGAGCCAUACGACGACUAUGGUCAGGACGAUGAUGAGCUUAUUGACGAUAAUCUCGAUUAAUCAAUGUUGACAUACACUAGAGGGGAAGAGAACGAAUUAUCAUCAGUGAUCUGCAGUUUUUAAUGAAUCCGGUGACAGUUAUUUCUUGAGUUCCUGCAGUUCUUAUAGAUCCAGUGACAAUUAUUCAUUGAAUUUCGUGCACUUUUUACUCUCUAAUUGUAUUAGUAGGUGUUAAUUUUAAAUACGAAAUUGUUGUUCGUACGAUGUUAAUAUUUAAAGGUGAGGGAUGUGGUAAAUUUAACUGGGGGAGGGUCAAUCCUUUGGAAGGUUUGAUGAUUUUUCGACGACAUAUGGAAAUCACUGGAACCACUCGUCUGUGGGAAUGGCUCAAAGUCAAUUCGUUUUUUUUUUGUAAAUGAUGAUUAUUGAUUUGACAGUAAAGGAAUAUUGUGCAGAUAUAAUUAAGGCUGAAUGAUUCCGUUAUUUUUUUACUCGUCAGUCGAUGUUUAGAACGUAUUGCAACGUUUUUUCCCAUCUUCAUUGUAAUUAUUUAUCGUGAUGCUCAUUCUGAGGGUACUAGUGCCAUAAACAUACGAAAGAAUAAUUUGUACAUAUGAUUUUAAAUGUGUGCAUCACGAGUAUGUUGAUUCAACAUAUAUAAAAGUUAAUUUUAUAUAAUAUAAAAUAAUAAAAGAGAGGUAAAGAUUCUCUGCGUGUGACAGUCUUGUUCAAUUCUGUUCGUCCGUUGAUUUUUUAUCGUCAUCAAUUUUUAUCGAGCAUAUUUUGCGCUGUUUUUAUAUUUUUCGCAUGAUAUUAGUUUUUCUCAAGUGACAAGAAUAUAUUAUAACCGUUGGCUAGACGUAAUUGUUUCUUUUUCGAUGACUUAUUAUUUUUUUUAGUGGCAAACUUCAAGGAUUUUCGAUAUUGACAUUUUAAAACUUUGUGAAGAAACUCAUGAAUGUUUUACUGAUUGAAACACUUUGAGUCUCUGGCUAAAUCUUUGACUCCAAAUAGAAUAGCAGAGAAUAAGUUAUACUCUUUCUUCAAUCUUGUAAAUACGACAGGACUUUCAAAAUUCUGCUGAAUCAAUUCGUUCCUGAAAUAAAUCCACAAUUACCAAAAA
Messenger RNA from Diachasmimorpha longicaudata, 2231 nucleotides. Its product is annotated as twisted gastrulation protein homolog 1-A-like. The record is from RefSeq and is a predicted model, not a curated record. Bases 434 to 1168 code for a protein of 244 amino acids. NCBI's taxonomy places the organism in Eukaryota, Metazoa, Arthropoda, Insecta, Hymenoptera, Braconidae. Gene Ontology annotation, biological process: regulation of BMP signaling pathway. The transcript is spliced from 4 exons.